AUGGCUUUCGUAUUUCAUACUCUAUCCUCAGGUUCUGGCUUCGAUGCCCCGCUGCGUGAAGCAAUUACUAUGGCCCAACACAAUGUACUUUUCAUGCCCGCACGAGUGCAGGGAUUAGGGACCAGCAUCAAGGUGGUCUCAAUUCCGCGUCAUCCUGCUGAUCAAGGCGGGCUUCCUGCGUCCAGCCUGGUUCUGGACGAAAACACAGGCGGCAUACGUGCAAUCGUUAACGCAAGGCAACUAACAGCUCUUCGUACAGCUGCUGGUUCUCUGCUUGCUACACGUCUUCUCUUGUCUGUUCGAGACCCAACCACGCUCCUUGCUUUCGGAGCAGGCAAGCAAAUCGAGGCUCACGUGGAUCUCCACCUUCGUGCCUAUUCGACUAUCAAAACUUGCACGAUAGUCAACAAGUCAAACAAUCAAAGACUCGCUGACCUUAUCAUCCGCCUGAAGUCAGCUCAUCCAACAGUCACAUUUCAGUUUCUCAUUUUGAAGGAUGACAUCGCUGGACUGGAACAAGUUACCCGUGCAGCCAACAUCAUAUGCACGGCCACAUCUUCAACGGAGCCACUUUUCGAGGCGAAAUGGGUUUCUCCGGGGACACAUCUCAAUCUCGUUGGGAGCUACACGCCUGAAAUGGCAGAAGUCUCUUCAGAGUUGCUACACCAGGCUGGAAAAGUAGUCGUGGACUCCAGAGAAGCAUGCAUGUCUGAGGCCGGAGAGCUCAUAAAGGCCAGGUUUAAUGAAGAGGACGUGGUUGAAAUUGGAACGCUGGUCCAUUUUGACAACGACUCACCAGAUGCUGACUACAAGAAGGUUCACGCGUUGUGUGACGAGGUAAGACAGGCUGGUGAAAUCACUAUAUUCAAGAGCGUGGGCGUAGGAUUGCAAGAUGUAGCCAUCACGAAUAUGGUGGUGAAUCUUGCGGGAGAGAUUAGUACUCGCUUUGACUCCUAUGACUAA
This is a messenger RNA of Suillus bovinus, 963 nucleotides long. RefSeq lists its product as uncharacterized. Bases 1 to 963 code for a protein of 320 amino acids. The record is from RefSeq and is a predicted model, not a curated record. NCBI's taxonomy places the organism in Eukaryota, Fungi, Basidiomycota, Agaricomycetes, Boletales, Suillaceae. The transcript has 2 exons. Gene Ontology annotation, cellular component: cytoplasm.